UUCUGGUUUCAGACUUGGACGUGCCUUGCUGUGUAAAACUGCCUGGGAAAUCUGAUGGGAGAAACAUCCUAGACAAAGAUUCCUGGACCUGAGUAACACCAAACAAAUAUAAAUAAAUAAGGACAAAACACUGAGUGCAAAGAGCUGCUAAUUAGGCAAUUACAGCAGCCCACACUUGGUUUAGCAGAUACUCCAAGCACCUCCAAGGAACCGGGACAAGGCCUAAUUUAAUGAAGAUCAGAAAGAGGGUCUCCUAGAUAAGAAGCAGCCCAGCUUUUGGAAGAAAGAUAAAAUCUGACUGGACCACUAGAGGAAUUCCAAGGAAGGACUGGCUAUAAAAGCAAGAUCAUUCCAGUGAGGAUAUCCUGGAAACUGAAUGUAACCCCACACAGACAUUCCCUGCCAGAGAUUUCAACGAGAAAAACCUAAUGGGUGACGAAGGCUUGAGGAAAAGAAAAGGAGAGGACAAAGGAAGAGGGGACGCACAAUCCAUUCAGAGUCAUGAACCCCAAACGACGAACCUACAAAAACAGGUGGGCCUCAUCAGCGGGAUCUGUAUGAUUGUCGGGACAAUUAUUGGGUCAGGGAUCUUUGUUUCUCCCAAAUCAGUCCUUGCCAAUGUUGAAGCUGUGGGUCCUUGUUUAACCAUCUGGGCAGCCUGUGGAGUUCUGGCAACAUUAGGUGCCCUUUGCUUUGCGGAGCUCGGAACGAUGAUCACGAAAUCUGGAGGAGAAUAUCCUUACCUCAUGGAGGCAUUUGGCCCCAUUCCAGCAUUCCUCUUUUCCUGGACGAGUUUAGUGGUCACCAAACCCAGCUCCUUUGCCAUCAUCUGUCUCAGCUUUGCAGAAUAUGCCUCAGCUCCUUUUUACCCAGGCUGUGAUCCACCCCGGGCUGUCAUCAAGUGUCUUGCAGCAGCAGCCAUUGUGGUAAUUACAACUGUGAAUUCGCUGAGUGUGAAGGUGGGAAGUUACCUCCAGAAUUUUCUCACGGCUGCUAAAAUGAUCAUUGUCACAAUCAUUAUUGUAAGUGGCAUUGUUCUCCUUGCACAAGGAAAAACUGAAAACUUCAAAGAUUCUUUCAAGGAUAGUAAAAUUUCUGUCAGCUCUAUCAGUCUGGCAUUUUACAAUGGACUCUGGGCAUAUGAUGGAUGGAAUCAACUCAAUUACAUAACAGAAGAACUUCAAAAUCCUUACAGAAAUCUCCCGCUCUCUAUAAUCAUUGGGAUCCCCUUGGUUACAGUUUGUUACGUUCUGAUCAACGUUUCCUAUUUCACCGUCAUGACUUCGACAGAACUCCUGCAGUCCCAGGCAGUUGCUGUGACAUUUGGAGACAGAGUCCUUUAUCCAGCCUCGUGGAUAGUUCCUCUCUUUGUGGCAUUUUCUACAAUUGGAUCUGCCAAUGGGACCUGUUUUACUGCAGGCAGACUUGUUUAUGUUGCAGGCCGGGAGGGGCACAUGCUGAAGGUGUUGUCUUACAUCAGUGUUAAACGUUUAACACCAGCCCCUGCCAUCAUAUUUUAUGGGGCCAUUGCUAUUAUUUAUAUCAUUCCCGGUGACAUUGAGACGCUCAUAAAUUAUUUCAGUUUCGCAGUCUGGAUAUUUUAUGGUUUAACCGUAUUUGCACUCAUUGUUAUGAGGUUUACAAGGAAGGAGCUUGAAAGGCCUAUCAGGGUGCCCAUCAUCAUUCCUGUCAUAGUGACUCUGGUCUCCAUUGUCCUGGUGUUGGCACCAAUCAUCAGUGCACCUGAACUGGCCUAUUUGUACUGUAUUUUAUUUAUACUCAGUGGACUCAUAUCUCCAGAAAAACUCCUUGUAAUUAUUUCAGGGAAACCAGGAUACACAGAUCCCAUCACUAUGCACCUCCAGAUGCUUUUGGAAGUUGUUCCAGCAGAGGAAGUUGCCACAUGAAAUAUUUUCUUCCUACCAGGUUGCUUUUAAGUGCUGUACUGGUUGAAGUAGAUUCAAUGUAGUUUGGCAGAUAUAUAUAUAUACUUGCUAAGUUGUUAUGUUCAUACUGGUGUGUUAUUUUUGCAACCCUUUAGUACUUGAAAACAUUAAAUAUAUAUAAUAAAAAAAAGAUUUCUAAGACAGAUUACAGUGUCCAGCAAAGCUGUUUUCAUUGUUUGCUCGUAUAAUGUCUUAUUUUCUGCAUGAAAAUUACUCGAAAUACACAAGAGGAACUUUUCAAUUAUGAAGCUGGCAAAACUUAGCAGCAACAGUGUCAACAUGCUUUUGAUGACACUAUGAAAAGAACAACACAGCUCUUAUUAACAGCAUCACAGAAAGCACAGAUAUCACACAGAGCAGCUCUAUCCUCAGGUUCUCAGACCAGCUGUCAUAAAGUUAAAGGCUGGGAAAGAGGGAAUCAAGUAAAAAUGAAAAGCACAGUUGACAGAGGCUGAUUUUUCAUGGGUUGGUUGGUUUGUUUGCUUUUUUAGUUAAAUUCAAACAAGAUAAAUCAACUAAAGCUUCAUUUGUCAGGGGUGUUUUCUCAAUGCCAUCCAAGCUAUGGAACAAGUAAAUGCCACAGAAUUUA
This is a messenger RNA of Neopelma chrysocephalum (saffron-crested tyrant-manakin), 2535 nucleotides long. RefSeq names its product solute carrier family 7 member 9 (gene SLC7A9). Gene Ontology annotation, molecular function: L-amino acid transmembrane transporter activity. The record is from RefSeq and is a predicted model, not a curated record. Bases 429 to 1907 code for a protein of 492 amino acids. Gene Ontology annotation, cellular component: membrane. The transcript is spliced from 15 exons. NCBI's taxonomy places the organism in Eukaryota, Metazoa, Chordata, Aves, Passeriformes, Pipridae. Gene Ontology annotation, biological process: amino acid transmembrane transport.